CAAGUUUAGCUUGCUUUAUGAUGCUUUCCUACUUCUCAUAGCGCCUGUCAAUCUUCCUCCUCCCUCAGCGUUUAGCAAUGCAGGGUGUGGCCUGUGUCAUCUCUGUUGUGGUUGGCCUGCGGCCCGUCCUGGCGUUAUCUCCUGCGGAACAUGUCCGAGUCCCACCCCAGAUACAGUAUGGUGCCUGGCAGUCCGGCAUGGCCCUGCCCACUCAUUGUGACAUCACUGUGGCCCACGAAAAAAAAAUGCCAUGACUGUUUGUUUUCUCGCCUCACUGUGAGCCGACAGGUGCAGGGAGUUCCUUGCUUUCUGUCAAGUAUGUCAGCUACUAGUUAGUCCAGACAAGCAACUUUUAGGGAGUGCAGGCAACUUGCACAGCAGCUCUCAGGGCUCACACAUGGCCUUCAGGUCGGUGAGCGUAGUUACUGCUGGUGGCUAGCGCCUAUGGCUGCUGAAGGCUGGUCGUCAUCUGGGACAGCUGGGGCAGACAUGUAACUAGGAUGGGACAAUGGCAUGGCACAAGCUGUUGGACGGUGCACCUGAGCGAAAGACGGGGAGGUUGAACAUGGACUUUUUGAAAAACUUGGUUCCAGGUGGGGGCCAGGUUCCAAAUGUUCACGGGCCCCUUGUACAUGGAGGAGCCGUUUUGCCGCGGGAACCUGGCUCACGGCUCCUACGCUUAAGGAGACCAGGCCUGCUAGCCAUGGGACAGGCCAUUGAGGAGGAUCCAGAAGGCUCAGACGAUCCAGUCAAUGCAUCCUCCAGGCCUCUCCGCAUUAGCAAAACACGCCUCAAAGGAAACAUCCACCAAUUUAGAAAAACAUCCUUUUUACACCAUGCUCGUCAUGGCCGGGGCCACAAAGCUUCAGCGCCAGUCAGCGGCAGCGUGAGUAGACACCGCACUCCCUCGUCGGUGACUCCCAUCGCUUGGGAAAAACACAACCUCGUCGCCAUGUCAAGUAUCACCAUCGACCCCGAGCUGAAGCCCGGGGAGUUUGUCAUCAAAAGCCUGUUUGCCGAGUUUGCUGUGCUGGCCGAGAAGAAGAUCGAGAUGGUGAUGGCCGAACCGCUGGAGAAACCUCUGUCCCGGUCCCUCCAAAGAGGGGAGGAUGCACAAUUUGACCAGUUAAUAAGCUCUAUGAGCUCAAUAGCCGAACACUGUUUGCCCUCCCUACUGCGUACACUGUUCGACUGGUACAGACGGCAGAGUGGCACUGAAGACGAGUCUUAUGAGUACAGGCCUCGUUCCAGCACAAAGUCUAAAGGGGAUGAGCAGCACCGCGAUAAAGAUUACCUAUUGGAGAGGAGGGACUUAGCCAUAGAUUUCAUUUUUUGCCUUGUGUCAGUGGAAGUUCUCAAACAGAUUCCUCUUCAUCCGGUGCCAGAUGCUUUAGUGCACGAAGUUCUAAACCUGGCAUUUAAGCACUUUAAACACAAAGAGGGAUACUGUGGCCCCAACACAGGCAACGUGCACAUCAUUGCAGACUUGUAUGCCGAGGUCAUCGGCGUUCUCACACAGUCUAAGUUUCAAGCAGUGAGGAAAAAAUUCAUCACUGAGCUGAAGGAGCUGCGGCAAAAAGAGCAGAGUCCUUACGUCGUCCAGAGUAUCAUCAGCCUCAUCAUGGGCAUGAAGUUCUUUCGGGUCAAGAUGUAUCCUGUGGAGGAUUUUGAGGCUUCCUUCCAGUUCAUGCAGGAGUGUGCCCAGUACUUCCUGGAAGUCAAGGACAAAGACAUAAAACACGCUCUCGCAGGCCUCUUUGUGGAGAUCCUCAUCCCUGUCGCCGCUGCGGUGAAAAAUGAAGUCAACGUGCCGUGCCUGAAGAACUUUGUGGAGAUGUUGUACCAGACGACAUUUGACCUCAGCUCCAGAAAGAAGCACUCUUUGGCCCUUUAUCCCUUGGUGACAUGCUUGCUGUGCGUUAGCCAGAAACAGUUCUUCCUCAACAACUGGCACAUCUUCCUCCAGAACUGUCUCUCGCACCUGAAGAUGCCGUCUAACAACAGCAUCCGAAAGCAGAUUGAGACACUGCAGAACAAAGACCCCAAAAUGUCCAGAGUGGCGCUGGAGUCGCUCUACAGGCUGCUAUGGGUGUACAUUAUCAGGAUCAAGUGUGAGAGCAACACUGUCACGCAGAGUCGACUACUCAGCAUCGUUUCAGCACUUUUCCCCAAAGGCUCCCGCAGCGUGGUGCCCAGGGACACCCCCCUCAACAUCUUUGUCAAAAUCAUCCAGUUCAUUGCUCAGGAAAGACUGGACUUUGCAAUGAAGGAGAUCAUCUAUGACCUCCUGUGUGUGGGCAAGUUCCACAAGACGUUUACCAUCAAUCCGGAGAGGAUGAAUGUCGGCUUGCGAGCCUUCUUGGUGAUUGCAGACAGCCUGCAGCAGAAAGACGGCGAGCCCCCUAUGCCCACCACGGGGAUCAUCAUGCCUUCUGGCAACACGCUACGAGUUAAAAAGAUCUUCCUCAACACCACCCUCACUGAUGAAGAGGCCAAGGUCAUAGGCAUGUCGCUGUACUACCCGCAAGUGAGGAAGGCCUUGGAUAACAUCCUUAGACACCUAGAUAAGGAGGUGGGACGCUCUAUGAGCAUGACCAAUGUACAGAUGUCUAACAAGGAGCCAGAAGACAUGAUCACGGGCGAGAGGAAGCCCAAGAUCGAUCUGUUCCGCACAUGCGUUGCUGCCAUUCCAAGGUUGAUUCCAGAUGGCAUGAGCAGACAAGACCUAAUUGAGCUCCUAGCUAAGCUGACUAUUCACAUGGAUGAGGAGCUGCGUGGCUUAGCCUUUACUACUCUUCAGGCCCUCAUGGUUGAUUUCCCCGAGUGGCGUGAGGACGUCCUCUCUGGCUUUGUCUACUUCAUUGUCCGGGAGGUGACGGACGUUCACCCCACACUGCUGGACAACUCAGUCAAGAUGCUCCUGCAGCUCAUCAGCCAGUGGAGGCAGGCAGCGCAAAGCAGCAACAAAAGCCACGAUGCGCAGACUUCCGGCAGCAGCCAUUCUCUCUCUGUGGAGCGUUCUUCGCUGGGUGUGCUGCAUGUGGUGGAAGGUUUGGCCAUGGUUGUGCUUUGCAGCUGUCGCCCUGCCACGCGCAGGCUAGCUGUCAACGUCUUGAAGGAGGUCCGUGCACUGCACACUGCACUGGGCAUUGGCAAGGGUGAUGAGGAAUUGGCCAUUGAUGUCAUGGAUAGAUUAAGUGCAUCAGUGCUGGAGAGCUUUAUUCAUCUUACUGGCGCUGACCAGACCAACCUGCUGUACUGUCCCAGCGGGAUCGACCUUCAGUCACUGGCGGAGUGGAGCUCGUCUCCCAUCAGCCACCAGUUUGACGUGGUCAGCCCUUCGCACAUCUGGGUUUUUGCGCACGUCACGCAGGGCCAAGACCCCUGGGUCAUCAGCUUCUCCAGUUACCUGCGCCAGGAGAACCUGCCCAGGCAUUGUCCCACUGCCCUCAACUAUGCCUGGAUGUUCGCCUACACCCGCCUGCAGCUUCUCUCCCCUCAAGUUGACAUCAACAGCCCUAUCAAUGCCAAAAAAGUGAACAGUCUGAGCAGCAGUGACUCCUACAUCAGCCUCUGGCGGAACUACCUGAUCCUCUGCUGCAGCUCGGCCUCCUCCUCCCCACCCAUGUGCUCCUCAUCCUCCACUUCUGGCUCCGUCCGCUGUUCCCCGUCUGAGACGCUGGCGUCCACACCGGACAGCGGCUACAGUUACGAUUCCAAGAUUGUUGGCACUCCCUCCCCGUCCUCCUUGUUUAAACACAUUGUUCCCAUGAUGCGUUCUGAGAACAUGGACAUCACAGAGUCUCUCGUAUUGGGGCUUGGCAGGACCAACCCCGUGGCCUUCAGAGAGUUGAUAGAGGAGCUAAAUCCCAUCAUAAAAGAAGCCCUGGAAAGAAGACCUGAAAACAUGAAGCGACGCCGGCGUCGUGACAUCCUCAGAGUCCAGCUGGUCCGGAUUUUUGAGCUCCUGGCUGAUGCUGGUGUCGUCAGUCAGAUAGCGAGUGGUGGUUUAGAUGGUGAGAGUCACUCUCUGAAUAGCACGCUACUCGACUAUGUCGACUUGACCAGGCAGCUGCUCGAGGCUGAGAAUGACAAGGACUCAGACACGUUGAGGGACAUCCGCUGUCACUUCAGUGCACUUGUAGCAAACAUUAUUCAAAAUGUUCCAGUGCACCAGCGGAGGACCAUCUUUCCACAGCAGUCACUGCGGCACAGCCUCUUCAUGCUGUUCAGUCACUGGGCCGGGCCCUUCAGCAUCAUGUUCACGCCUCUGGACCGAUACAGCGACAGAAAUAUGCAGAUCAACCGCCAUCAGUACUGUGCAUUGAAGGCCAUGUCUGCCGUGCUGUGCUGUGGUCCCGUAGCUGACAACGUUGGCCUCUCCUCUGAUGGAUACCUUUACAAGUGGAUGGACAACAUUCUGGAUUCGCAGGACAAGAAGGUCCACCAAUUGGGCUGUGAGGCAGUGAUGCUGCUGCUAGAGCUAAAUCCCGACCAGAGCAACCUCAUGUUUUGGGCUGUGGACCGCUGCUACACAGGAUCCCGUCGCGUGGCCGCAGGCUGCUUCAGGGCCAUAGCCAACGUCUUUCAUAACAGGGAUUAUCAGUUUGACACUGUGGUUCUUCUGAACCUGAUUCUGUUCAAGGCCGCAGACUCGUCAAGGGAUAUCUACGAGGUGGCCAUGCAACUGCUACAGAUCUUGGAGCCUAAGCUCUUCCGUUAUGCCCAUAAACUGGAGAUCCUGCAAACCGAUGGCAUUCUGACCCCUCCCUCACCGCUGCCACAUCUCUACUCUGUGUCGUACUACCAGCUGUCAGAGGAGCUUGCAAGGACUUACCCAGAGCUCACGCUGCCCAUCUUCUCAGAGGUGAGCCAGCGUAUCCAAACAGCGCACCCUGGUGGCCGCCAGGUGAUGUUGCACUACCUCCUGCCUUGGAUGAACAAUGUGGAGCUAGUGGAUUUUAAACCUGCAGCACGCCGGCCGGAGGACUCCUCUUGCAGCGGCGGUGAGGAUGACGAGGACGCGUCGGACCGUGACAUGAUGAUGGUCAACAGCCGGCGCUGGCUCCAUGGUGAGGGUUGGGGAUCGGCCAGGGCAACCACCAUGGUGCUGAACAACCUCAUGUUCGUGACAGCCAAGUAUGGGGACGAGUUUGCCUGGUCGGAGAUCGAGAAUGUAUGGACUACCUUAGCAGACAGCUGGCCAAAGAACCUCAAAAUAAUCCUGCACUUCCUCAUCAGUAUAUCAGGAGUCAGCAGUGAGCCCAGCCUCCUUCCCUAUGUGAAGCGAGUGGUGGUGUACCUGGGCAGAGACAAGACUAUGCAGCUGCUGGAGGAGUUGAUGAGCGAGCUGGAGUUGACCGAUCCCGUCAGCUCAGCUGUCACCCACAUGGACAACCCUCCAUAUUACCGCAUCAGCUCCAGCUAUAAGAUCCCCUCAGUCACCUCAGGCACGACCUCCAGCAGCAACACCAUGGUGCCAGGACAUGACAGCCAUCAUGAAAGCAAGGUCAAAGAUUCAAACAUGGAGGACAGUUACACCCACCUGGACAUCUACAGUGGUCUGAACACCAACCUGAACCGCCAGCAUCACCGCUUGGAGUCUCGUUACAGCAGCAGCUCAGGAGGCUCCUAUGAAGAGGAGAAAAGUGACUCCAUGCCGCUUUAUGCAAACUGGCGUUUGAAAGUGAUGGAUCACAACCGUCCAGAGCCGCUUCCUUUCCCCCCAACAGGUGGCUGCUGGUCCCCUCUGGUGGAUUACCUGCCAGAGACCAACGCACCUGCUGUAGCCCUGCAUAGAUGUAACAUCGCCGUCAUCCUACUAACUGACCUCAUUGUGGACCAUGGCGUCAAAGUGGAGUGGAGUGCCUAUUUGCAUCUAUUGCUGCAUGCAAUUUUUAUAGGUUUCGAUCACCAGCACCCGGAGGUGUAUGAGCACUGCAAGCGCCUCCUCCUGCACCUGCUGAUUGUCCAUGGAGCAAACAGCAGCAUCCAGGGGGUGGCCAAGGUGCUUCUACGCAACAGGGAGUUUAAUGACCCGCGUGUCUUGACCGUGAAGCCAGUUGCACCAGAGUUCCACUUCACAGGAGUGCAAGAAUUGUUGCCUGACUGUCAGCCAUCGCCCGUGACAGACUCUGGCCUCAGCUCGAGCUCCACAUCAUCCAGCAUAAGUCUCGGAGUGGGGGGGUCCACUCUGUCCCACCUGUCCCCCUCGCUCCUCAGUGAGGUGGACGUCACUGCUGAGAAGGACGAGAAGGUCAAAGCUCUGAUAGAGUUCAUUACCUCAAGGAAGCGUGGACCGCUCUGGAACCACGAGGACGUGUCACCCAAGAACCCCAACAUCAAGAGCGCCGACCAGCUAAGCAUGUUUGUGAGACACGUAGUCACCGUCUUCAAACAUUCUCAGCCAGGUUUCCAGCUGGAGUCAUUACUGAGCGAGGUGGCCCUGCAAACAGCCCUCUCGUGCGCCUCUCGCCACUACGCCGGGCGCUCCUUUCAGAUAUUCAGAGCGCUCAAGCAACCUCUUACUCCCACCACGUUGUCUAACAUUCUCUCCAGGCUGGUGGAGACUGUUGGAGAUCCUGGGGAGGAGGCUCAGGGUUUCGUCAUCGAACUGCUUCUCACACUGGAGUCCGGCAUCGACACACUGGCAGACACAGUCAAAAACUACGACCUCCUCACCGCCUUAGUACAAACCUCCAGCUGUGAUCACUUGUUGGGGCCCAAGUUUGCGGCCAACAGGAAAAGCACAGGCCAGCUGAACCUGAGUAGCGGCGGGCUUUUCCAUUACAUGCACAGUCGCAGCCACUCCCUACGAGCCAGUCUGAUGAGUGAGCGGAAGGUGGACAGGCGGCGGAGUAACACCUUAGAUGUGGGGGACCGACUUGGAGGCAGCCACGGAAACCUGGCGCGCACCCGCAGCUUAUCGUCGUUGGGUGGCGGAGGUGUCCCAGGGGCGGACGCCAACCCCCCGGUGGACCCCACCAAUCUGAUGGCCACUGUUUUCUGGAUUGCCGCCUCGCUGCUGGAGUCCGACUACGAGUUUGAGUACCUGCUGGCGCUGCGGCUCCUCAACAAGCUGCUGGGCCAGCUGCCUCUGGACCACGCUGACAGCAGAGAACAUCUGGAGUGCAUCCAGGCCAAGCUCAAGUGGUACAGCUUCCCAGGUCUGCUGCAGCUCUUCCUGAAGGGCUUCACCUCAGUGUCCACACAGGAGCUCACCAUCCAGCUGCUCAGCAAGCUCAUCAGUGUCUCCAGGCACACGCUUGUCGACCCAUCACAACUGGCAGGUUUCCCUCUGAACAUCCUGUGCCUCCUGCCGCACCUCAUCCAGCACUUUGACAGCCCCACCCCCUUCUGCAAGGAAACGGCAGACAAAAUUGCCAAAGUGUGCGCCCAGGAGAAGUCGGCCACACUCUCCAACCUGGCACACAUGAUGAGCCUGUACAGCACGCACAGCUACUCCCGCGAUUGCCCCAACUGGAUCAACGUGGUGUGCCGCUACCUUCACGACGCAUUCGCCGAGAUAACUCUUAAUCUGGUCACCUACUUGGCUGAGUUGCUGGAGAAGGGCCUUCCUGGCAUGCAGCAGUCCUUACUGCAAAUAAUCUACAGCCUGCUGAGUCAUAUUGACUUGUCAGCUGCCCCGGUCAAACAGUUUAACCUGGAGAUAAUGAAGAUCAUAGGCAAAUAUGUUCAGAGCCCACAUUGGAAGGAGGCGCAAAAUAUUUUGAAGUUGGUGGUGUCUCGCUCGGCCAGCCUGGUUGUCCCAGAUGACGUGCAGCGCUCGUAUAGCACAGAGUCUUGCGGCUCUCCGGAAAUUGCCUUCACGCGCAUAUUUAACAACUCUUCCAAGGAGCUGCCCGGCAAGACGCUGGAUUUCCACUUUGAUAUAUCAGAGACACCAAUUAUAGGACAUAAAUACGGCGAUCAGCGUAGCGCAGCGAGUCGCAAUGGAAAGCCACAGGUGAUUGCUGUCACUAGGAGUACGUCCUCUACGUCGUCUGGCUCUAAUUCCAACGGCCUGGUACCAGUGAGUUGGAAGAGGCCUCAACUCUCUCAGAGAAGAACCAGAGAGAGACUCAUGAAUGUUCUGUCUCUAUGUGGUCCGGAGUCUGGCAUUCCCAAAAAUCCAUCUGUAAGACUCCUCUCCUACUCUAAGGCCUCAGACAAGGUGGUGUUUCCCUCCAGUGAGGACCUGGAUUCAGUGGACCAACAGACCAGCUUGAUCCCCACUGUGGAGGAGGUGGCGCGAGAGGAGGAGGUGCAGGGAGAAGAGCUGGGCAGCGAGCAACAGUUUGGCGUCUUUAAAGACUUUGACUUCUUGGAUGUGGAGUUGGAGGACGCUGAGGGGGAGAGCAUGGACAACUUCAACUGGGGCGUCCGCCGCCGCUCCCUGGAGAGCAUGGACAAAGGGGACACACCGUCUUUGCAGGAGUGUCAAUAUGCAGGAAGCACGCCAAGCCUUAACCUCACCAACCAUGAGGACACAGAUGAAUCAUCAGAGGAGGAGGUACUGAGCGCUAGCCAGAUUCUCACCCGCUCUGGCCUUCUCAACAGCGACUCUGCGACGGACGACACAGCAUCCAACCACGUGGACUCCUUGCAGCAGUCGCAAGAGUCAUCAAGCAGCGCCUUGACUGAGGAAGCGGUGCCUGCGCUCCUCCCCUGUCUGCCUUCCUUCCCUCGGCCGGAUAGCCCCAUGUUGGAGAUGGCCCUCUCAGACAGCACCAGCAGCCAGCUGCCUGAGGAUGCCGGCGGCGUGGCAGCAGCGGAUGAGCUGAGCAGCAGUGUAAGCGAGGACACGGGGUUUUGCAGUGCCCCCCCUCUGCCCUGUGACCCCCCCAAGCUGUGUGAGCUCCCGGAUGUUCAGGAACCUGGUGAUCAGGCUCAGGACCCCCAAGAGACCCCGGAGCCCCAGGACGACCUGGACCCGGCCCCCCCUCCACCGCCGGCCAUAGACUCUCCACCGGGGUCUGUCUGUGAGGGGGAGGAGGAACCCCAAAUGGUCCUGCCUCUGCAUCUACCGGUAGAAGCGGAGAACAAGCCAGACCUUGACCCGGAUCUAGAACCGGAUCCGGACCCAGAUCCAGAUAGCACCUGUGGCUCAGUGUGGGAGGAGGAUGUGACUCAGGCCCUGAGGGAGCUGGACGAGCGCUGUGAGGAGGAGGAGGCUGACUACUCCGGCAUGUCAAGCCAAGAUGAAGGUGACGGAGACUGCUUCCCCGAGAUCCAGGCCUCUCCACCCCCUUCACCCUUCCUCUCGGCCAUCCUGGCGGCGUUCCAGCCCGUUGCCUAUGACAACGAAGAGGAUGCCUGGCGUUGCCAUGUCAACCAGAUGUUGUCCGACACGGAUGGCUCCUCGGCUGUUUACACCUUCCAUGUGUUCUCGCAGCUCUUUCAGAGCAUUCAGAGGAAAUUUGGCGCCAUCACACAUGCGUCUGUGCACUUUCUGGGGGAGAAGCUGCAGCGGAUGGGCAAUCAGUUCCUCAGCUCACUGGAAGUCAUGACGUCUCACUCACAGUGCCCCACGGUGCUGCUAGAUGCCGAGACGUUGGUGUCUUGUGGGCUGUUGGAGACCUUGAAGUUCAGCGUGCUGGAGCUGCAAGAGCACCUUGACACAUAUAAUGGCAAGAGGGAAGCAGCGGAGCUUUGGCUGGAAAACUGCAGGAAAACAUUUGGAGACAAAGAGAGCUGCCAGCGACUCAACACCCACACACAGCAAAUGGAAAGUCUGGCAGAGCUGGAGCUGUGUCGCCGUCUCUACAAGCUGCACUUUCAGCUGCUGCUGCUCUUCCAGGCCUACUGCAAGCUCAUUAGCAGGGUGGACACCAUCAAGAGGGAGGCCGAGGUGACCAACAUGUCUGACGAGCUCAGUGCCCUGGAGAGCUGCCUGAAGGCGGCGGAGAGAGGAAAUGACGGCCAGGAGGAUGACGUGUGCAUGCCGGACACUGCCCAGACCAACACGGAGACAGCGAUCCAGUUGCUCAUUGAAAGCCUGAGAACGCGAGACUUCUGCUCUGCCCUCAUGCAAGUCAAAGUCUUUAGGUCCCUGUGGCCCAACGACAUCUUCGGCAAUGAGGGUGACAACGCGGUCCAGACGCUCCUGCACAUCUAUUUCCGCCACCAGACACUGGGCCAGACGGGCUGCCUGGCAGUGGUGGGCCCCAGCAGGGAUCUGUCCCAGGCCAGCGGCCGCCUCAUGGAGCUCAAUCUGCAGAUCCGAGAGGCACUGAGUCAGGCCCAGGCUGGCCAGCCACGAGACACCGUGAUCAGCACUGGAAUGUGACAAAAAUAAAAAAAUUUAAAAAAAGAAACAUAAAAAUGGCAGGACGACAAGAGACUCCACCGACAAAGGGCUAAAGGAUGUGUGUGAACUCUUGCUGACUUUGAUGUAUGGAUGCUUCAAGCUAAUAUCUUUCCUCACACUAAACCUCAUGCAACAUUCUUUUGCAAUAAGUCGUGUAUUAGAGAGGACGCAGCGGGCGGGAUGAUAUUUUUGAUUUUUUUGCCGAAUGUGACUGGAAGGACCACUUUGGUAGAGCUACCGUGCGCCUUUGUAAGCAAAAAAAAAAAAAAAGCAUGCUUGACAGACAAAAAGCAAUGCGAGAAUAUUUUUUGGGAGAAAUGUAUUUUUUAUUCUUAGAGCUUAACCUCCUCAGUUGUAAAUGUUAGAGGAUAUUUAACGUGUGACCCUGUGAGAGGCGCCCCCGGUCCUCAGGGAAGUGUAAAAAGAGACAAAUAUAUAUAUCUGCUUUGA
Molecule: messenger RNA, 10759 nt
Organism: Dunckerocampus dactyliophorus (ringed pipefish)
Lineage: Eukaryota; Metazoa; Chordata; Actinopteri; Syngnathiformes; Syngnathidae
Gene: fryl
Product: furry homolog, like
Exons: 63
Coding region: 509-10288 (3259 amino acids)
Biological process (GO): neuron projection development; cell morphogenesis
Cellular component (GO): site of polarized growth; cell cortex
Source: RefSeq, a predicted model, not a curated record